AUGGCGUUUGGCGUUCUCGAAGACCGCCAUUUGGCACUGCCUCCUGGCAGCUCCAUCCUCAGCGAGGCUAAGAAUGCACCGACGCAUUCUCCCGAUACUCUAGGUCUGAAGAAGGUGGGCGAUAUCGUCUUGGAGCCGCAGCCCUCGGAUAAUCCAAAUGAUCCAUUGAAUUGGUACGUCAACGCUAAGCUAACCGACGGUAGCAUGUCGGUCAUGCUGACUCCCGCAAUCCCCAUCAUCUCGGACAAAUUCUCCGUCAGCGUCGAUACCGCUUCAACAUGGACAAUUGGCUUGUUGGUUUUCUGGACUGGCUUCACUGCUUCAGUCACGGCAGCUGGAUCAAACGUAAUUGGGAAGCGACCUUUCAUUCUAGGUUCUAUCUUGAUCAUGGUCAUUACAAAUGUAUGGGGUGCGUUUGCAAAUUCCUUCCCUUCGUUGGCAGCUCUACGGACAUUGCAGGGAAUCGCUUCUGCGCCAUUCGAAACCAUGGUUACUGCACUUAUUUCCGACAUCUUCUUCCUCCACGAACGUGGCAUGUGGCUCGCGCUUUGGAGCCUGGUUAUAAGUGCCGGAAUUCUGAUCGGUCAAGUCCUAGCUGGCCUCAUUAUUGACGGUAUGGGCUACUCGGCCACGUUCGGCUUCAGUGCUCUUGUGUUUGGCAUACUCUUGGUACUGUCUUAUUUCCUCCUCUUCGAAACCACAUACUCAGGACCGAGGCCUACUACCUUAUCCACGACACUCUCUAUAGAUGCAUCUUUAUACACGUCUCGAUUUGACGACGAUGUAGAUCUGCUAAAGGGGAACGUUGAGCGGCCUGAACCAUACACCCAAAAACUGCGCAUCUUCCGCGGCCGCGUAUCCAACGCCAACUUUUUCCGCGACAUGUUGAGCCCGUUCCAGCUGAUGGUCUACCCGGCAGUGCUCUUCGGGGCUAUUAUCAACGGCUUCUGCACCGCUCUCGCCAUCGGCACUGGUCUUUUGUCGACGGUUUUGCUGACGCAGCCGCCCUACAAUCUUACUCCCACAUUCCUCGGCAUCGUCAACAUCGCUCCGUUCGUCGUCGGCCUCAUCGCAGCCCCGUUAGCGGGCUGGAUGGCAGACGCCGUCGCAAAGAGUUUGGCACGACGCAACGGCGGUGUAUUUGAGCCCGAGUUCCGCAUAGUGCUGAUGAUCAUUGGUGCUCCGAUCUUCAUCCUCUCCUUCAUCGGGUUCGGUGAAAGUGUUGCACGAGGCCAACCUCUGCCUGUCGUGCUCGCAUGGCUAGGAGUGCAACAUGCCGGCUUCCCAUUUGUCAUUCAAGCGGCUCUCUCGUAUGUCCUCGACUGCCAUGCUCACGAGUCUAAUCUAGCGUUUGUGGUGAUUGCGUUUUUCAAGGCAAUCUUUUCUUUCAUCGCAACUUCGUUCCUGACCGGGUUCAUGAUCAAGGUUGGAGUACGGCCCUUUUUCUUUGGUGUGGCAGGUGUUACCACGGCAGUCUUGUCGCUGUCUCUCCCGGUCUAUGUGUUCGGAAAGAAGUUUAGGAGCUUUGUGAGUAUUUGGUUCCUUUCUAUGUGUCUAUUGAGUUCGGCUGACUUGAACCUUAGAUGGCGCGGAGCGCAAUUGGUAGAAGGGAGGCCAAGUAGGGAUAGGCCAUCGUUGCCUUGA
Fusarium vanettenii 77-13-4 is the source of this 1644-nucleotide messenger RNA. RefSeq lists its product as uncharacterized. Gene Ontology annotation, molecular function: transmembrane transporter activity. Gene Ontology annotation, biological process: transmembrane transport. The record is from RefSeq and is a predicted model, not a curated record. The transcript is spliced from 6 exons. NCBI's taxonomy places the organism in Eukaryota, Fungi, Ascomycota, Sordariomycetes, Hypocreales, Nectriaceae. The coding region runs from base 1 to 1644 and encodes 547 amino acids.